UUUCACAAGCAGGGUAUUAUGUGUGAGACAACCACAAUGAUGCUGAGAUAUUAGUAAAACUUCGGACCUCAAUUAUCUACGGCGGGAAACGAACGCGCCAUUGUCCUUUCCGGGCAAUUUCGACUGCGAAAGAGAGAUUCAGAUUCUAGAACGAGAUAUUCGACAACAAAAAGAAUCCAGUGUAAACGCAAAAACGGCCAUAACUUUCGAACAGUUGAGAAAAAUUCAUAAUUUGGGAAAACUUCUUGGUCCUCAGAAGGAAGUGUUCUUCGACAGAAUAUGUCGCGCAGCUGACAUACAACGAGCGUCAUUGAAGAAUCGUCUGAAACAGAAUAAAGAGGUAGGAGACGAAUAUACCCCAAGAACGCCAUCAUCAUCUACGGCCGAAAUGGCAUCGAUCUUCGGCGCAGGAAGCGUAGCUGAGCAAGAUUGGAAGCUACCAGCUGAACGUUCUCUGGAUCUCAUGCAUUUAGGAUUUUCAUUUGAUGAAGUUAAACAGGUAAGAGUACUGACACUGUUUGCGAAUUUCAUAUCGCUGUCCGUUCCUGAUAACCUGAAAUUACUGUCAUAUUCAUUCAACUUGUUGGAGAUGGGUUACUCACGGCAAGAAGUUGCUCGACUUCUUGUCAAAGAGCGUCGCCGAGUGAGUAUGUCCCAUUCGAGAGAUGUUCCAUUAGGGAAGACCCGACUCGAUACGAACAUCUCUUCACGAUCGACUCGGAUCAUCGGCUCCUAUGAAGACGAAGACGGCGAGAAGUUAGCCGAAUAA
Molecule: messenger RNA, 769 nt
Organism: Angiostrongylus costaricensis
Lineage: Eukaryota; Metazoa; Nematoda; Chromadorea; Rhabditida; Metastrongylidae
Source: the annotation of a GenBank genome assembly